Candoia aspera is the source of this 4757-nucleotide messenger RNA. RefSeq names its product WASP homolog associated with actin, golgi membranes and microtubules (gene WHAMM). Gene Ontology annotation, biological process: Arp2/3 complex-mediated actin nucleation; endoplasmic reticulum to Golgi vesicle-mediated transport. The record is from RefSeq and is a predicted model, not a curated record. The transcript is spliced from 10 exons. Gene Ontology annotation, molecular function: actin binding; Arp2/3 complex binding. Gene Ontology annotation, cellular component: endoplasmic reticulum-Golgi intermediate compartment membrane; cytoplasm. The coding region runs from base 340 to 2691 and encodes 783 amino acids. NCBI's taxonomy places the organism in Eukaryota, Metazoa, Chordata, Lepidosauria, Squamata, Candoiidae.
AGGGCAGACCUCCAAGGCUAGCCCUGAACAUCCCGCGAUUUGUUGACCAGAGUCGGAAUCGCGCAUCCCUGCGAACUCAGAGGCUGCUCGCUUCCCUCCCCCGCUUUGAAGCUUGGCAGCCAACUGAGAGUCCAGGAAGCCGCGCACGACGUCAGAGAAGGAAGCCAACAACGAGGCUUUUUUUCCCCUCUGACACUUUCUCUUUCGUUCAAAGGGAGGCGAGUUUUCUGGGCGUUUUAGAACGUUGCGGCGGCGAGGAGGCGCUUUUGAAGUUCUCGGGGCGCGCCAGGAAAAUCGCCUUCCUUUCCUCCCCGGCUUAAGCGCAUUCCAGGGGCCGCCAUGGAGUCGGAGGAGGCGCAGCCGGACAGCCUAGAGGGUUGGGUGGCCAUCAAGGAAAACCUUUUCGGCCAGCCCGAGCCGCCCCACAAGCUGCGCUUCCUUGUGGCUUGGAACGCCGUGGAGAGCAAGUUCGCGGUGACUUGUCACAACCGGACUUUGCAAGAACAAGCCGGCGGGGAGAAGGAGAAGGAGGAGGCUGGCGACGAGCAGCGGCUGAGCUGGGCCGGCUUGUACUCUCCGCAGGCCUUGCUGGGCGUCCAUCGGCAGCUGGCGGCGUUGAACCAGCAGCUGGAGCCCUGCUUCCCCACGCUGCCCCCCGCGUUGGCCGGCCCCAGCGGCUUCUGGGCGCUGCUGUUCCCCAGCUGCCCGGUCUUGGGCGAGGCGGAGCUGGAGACCCUGUGCCGGCGCCUGGAAGCCUACCUCGGUUGGGCCUUGGAAGUGUGCGGGCGGAAGACGCUCCUGGACUCGCUCUUCGCCCACGACCAGGACGAGGAGGACGAGUAUUUUGAAAAUUUGCAGGAGUUCCGGAGGAAAAGUCUCAAGGGGCGGCUGAGCGCGACCAAGGAGACCUUGAGAGGGGUUCUCCACAAGCACAAAGAUGCUGAUAAGAUGGUAGAUUUAAUGGAGCUGUACAAGGCGGAAGAUGAAGCUUAUUGGGAGCUGGUUACUGUGGCAACUGAAUUCUAUCAAUAUUUAUUGUUACCAUUCCGAGACAUGCGAGAACUGGCCACGUUAUACAGACUUGAGAUUCUGAAAUCCUUGCAAGCUGACCGGCUUGGCCCCAAAAGGGUAGACGCUUUGCAGAAAGAGGCCAAGGAGUGGACAGAUCGGGCUGAGGAAACUGUGAGCUCCAUUCAAAACAUCACGGUUGGCUACUUCAAGGAAACUGUGACUGCACUUGCAGCAAUGCACAAACAGAUGGAGCAAGAUCAAAAGCGAUUUGGCCAAGCUGCCUGGGCGUCAGCUUCUCCAAGAUUAGAAAACUUAAAGUAUCUGCUAGCAAAAGAAACCCUUCAGCAUAUGAGAGCCAGGGAAUUGUGCCUGAAGCACAAAAGAGCUGAUAUCAGAAAGCAAAUGGAGACACUCGGCGAGCAGAAAAACGAUGUGGCUCAAGUGGAAAAGCUGGAACUAGAAUAUUAUGAAACCCAGUUGGAGCUGUAUGAGGUACAGUUUGAAAUACUGAAGAAUGAAGAAAUGUUGUUGGUUGCACAGCUGGAGACUUUGAGGAGGCAAAUAAAAGAGAUUCAGGAUGAAGUGAUUUAUUAUGACACGUGUGAAAACUCUGAUGAGUUAGAAGCUAUGGAUCAGACCCUGGAAGAAAUCUGUGCAUCUUCCUCUGAAGUAGCCCAGCUCAGGCAGAAGACCCAGCAGCUGGAGAAAAAACGGGGGAUUAUCUGCUCCAGGAGAGCUUAUCUCAGGAACAAGAAGGAUCAAUGUGAAGAGAGCCGGCAUCUUAGGCUCCAGCAGGCACAAGAGAGCACACGCUACUUCCUACAGCAUCACAGCAUCCAGAUCAAAAGAGAGAAGAGAAAAGAAGAUGAGAAAAAGAAAAAUGCUUGGAUAAAGGAGGAGCGGCAGAAAACUCUGGAGAGGCUAAAAACUUUCAAGGAGAAAUGUCCUGCUCAGUUUGUGCUGAAGACUUCCCGGUUCCAGCCUGUCAACUCCAAGCAGGCUGGACCACGACGAGCUCCAGCAGUUUCCCCCCAAGCUGGGUCAAUAAGCAAGGGGCCAACUGCUAAGCAGUCCAGGAACAUGCAUCCAGCAAAAGUCAGAACUUCCAAAGCACCAUGUCAGAAGCCUUCCAGAGAUGUUCCCAUCCAGAUUUUUGUACCACCACGUGGCCUGGAGCCUCCCAAGGAAGGUGAGGGGGCACCACUACCCGUGCCUCCGCCCCCGCCCCCGCCCCCACCAUCAAGUGUCCAAACUAUUUGCUUAAAAAGCACAGGAGCCAAAGAUACAUCACAGCCUCUUGUGUGUGAAGGCUCUCCUAAAGGAAGUACCUCCCUGGAGAAAGCAGACCCUGCAUCCAGAUGCCCAACCAAGAAUUACACAGGGACCAUGGAUGAGGUCUUGGCUUCCCUCAAGCGUGGCGAAAUCCUCCUCCGCAAAGUGGACCUGACCCACCAGGCACCUCCCACUGGCAACUCUCUCAAUGACAGCAUUCUCGCUGCCAUUAGGCAGGGUGUUAAACUGAGGAAAGUCAAUCAAGAGCCCAAGGCAGACAUUGCGAGGGGUUCUGGCAGUGAGCUGGAGCAAAGCAUCAAGGCAGCCAUCCAGAGAAUUAAGAAUGUGUCAGCUGAUUCAGAUGAUGAUGAAAAUGGCGAGUUCAACAGCGAGGAAUGGAACAGUUAAUGGAAUGGUUGGCUGGUUGCAUUUAGGAGCCCCUCAGAAGCUCGUGAGGGAUUCUUUGGUGAGAAGACAGCUAACCGCAAAGGAGUGCUGAACAGGAAGCGUGGUCUGGGGCCCACAGGUUGGCUAAUGUCCUGCAUGAAUCAGGCAUCCCAGAAUCCUCAGCAGCUCCUUGGAGUUCUGGGGCAGCUGAGGAAGUGUGGGAAAUGUUCCUUGAUCAAUGUCAGAAAUGUCCAAGCUGUCAAGUGAAUUUGGGACAAGUCCUUUACUGACACCGAGCUUUACGCUCUGAAGUUUGCACUUUUUCUUUCUUUUUUGCAAGGGAACCAGCACCCCUUAGGGAAUCGAAGUGUAGUGACAAUGUUUCAGAGCUUUAAAAAGCCCUCUUGACUCCAUCCCAAACUCACGUUACUGUAUGGAAACACUAUUCAUUUGAUUAAGCCUGUUCCAAAACCAUGGUUAAGAUUGUCCUAGGAAAAUGAAUUACUCCUUGGAAACUACUACUCAGGUGCAUAGGAACAGAGGGAAAUCAUCUCCAUGGGAUACAUUUGUAAAAACUUUUUGAGUAUUCUCAUACCAGUGAAAGGUGAGCUCUUUGAAUACCUUGUCCUGUGAAAAUAUGGUCCCGGUUACACCGAAUAUUUGCUGACUAGAAAGGUUUUGGUUUAAGCGGAAAUGGCUUCUUUCAACACUGCCAAGCCAAGGGAGACCUGAGCUGGUGGAGGGGAUCUGGUGUCUUUGUCAACUACAAGGUCAACAUGAGCCAGCAGCGUGAUGCAUCUGUUAAAAAGGACAAAUGCUCAUUUGUCUCAGCAUAGAGUCCAGAUCAUGAAAAAUAAUAGUUCUACUCUAUUCUGCCUUGGCCAGACCCCACUUGGAAUACUGUGUCUAGUUCUGGAUGUGGUACAAAAAGGACAGUGACAAAUUGGAAUAAAAUCAGAGGAGUUCUGUCAUUGAUGAGGAGGAGUCUGGAAAUCAAGCCCCAUGAGGAAUAGUUAAAGGACUGGGAUAUGUUUAGCUGCAGAGAGAGACAAAUGAGGAGAGACAUGACACCUGAGGGGUGGUCAUAUAGAAGAGGGAAUGGCCUUAUUUAUUACUCCAGAGACCAGGACCAGUGGUUAAAACCACAAGGAGGUGUGAAAAAAAUAUCUGAAGUACUUACGUAGGAAGGGUAGAGCUUAUGACUUCAAGAGAGGGCUGCUAAUUUUUAAAAAUGCUGGGCACUCCUGCUUGUUUUAACAGCUCCAUCAUCAACUGACUAUGAAGAAUUGCCAAUCCACAGUGUGCUUCCCUUUUCCAGGAUAAUUUUGCCUCUGCAAGCUAGCUUUGUUUGGUAGAUGGGGACCUCAGCUGAAGGAAUAGCCCUCAAACAGCACUGGCCAGAUUAUUCAUCUCCUUCCAUCCUUUGACAAUGGCAGCUUAAAAAAAAGUCAAGUUCCCAUCAAUAUGGAAUGAGUGUAAUCAAGGCCCAGGACCAUCUUGGGUUGUUGAGAGCAAGGCAUCCUGGACUGGGAGUGUCUGUACAUCAUGCUUGGUUGCCUCAGUGAAGGAACAGGGUCCUGUUUGCAUCAUGCUUGUUGCAUUUACCAGAUUCCAUCUUCACUACCUUCACAGCCAUCCUGCCCACUAGGAAUAUUGGCUAAGAUAAGAAAUCAUGUAUUAUUUAAUGUAUCCUUUGUCUGCAAUGGCCAGAGUCUUGAAUGAGCCUCGUCCAAAAUGAACUUCAACUUCAGUCCAUGUCAGAAUAGAUUGCAUAUCUCAUCUCUUUUGCCAUAUUUUGCAUUUCUGUGUAUUUUUUUCUGACCGUGUCCAGGGUGCCAAGCAUGAAAUCUCUUCUAUUUGGUUAAAUAUAUUCCUGAUUUGCAUCAGACUGUUCCAAACUAAUUGUAUUGAGACUUUUCUCCAGUAUCUGUGGUUUUCCAUCUGUUUGCAAUGUCAGUGUUAAGUUGUACCAGAAGGCUUAAAAUGAAUUCUUAAUCCUUUUUAAAUUAGCAGUAUUUCUAAUGCAUCCCAAAAGCCAAUGGUUGUAAAACUUUUACUAACCGUUUUCCAACAGAACAUUACAACAC